Messenger RNA from Lodderomyces orthopsilosis Co 90-125, 321 nucleotides. RefSeq lists its product as uncharacterized. The record is from RefSeq and is a predicted model, not a curated record. Lineage: Eukaryota; Fungi; Ascomycota; Pichiomycetes; Serinales; Debaryomycetaceae. The transcript has a single exon. Bases 1 to 321 code for a protein of 106 amino acids.
AUGUCAAUAAACCAAAGAAGUAAAAGAGCAAUCCCCUCAACUUUAAACACUCCCACAGCCGUCAAUGUAAAUGCAGUAUCAAGUAUAUCUCAAGCACAGGCAGAACAACUUCUCACACAAUUCAUCGACGCUAGUGAACACAAUAGGAACCCUUUGAAUUUGAAGGAUCAGGACCAGAAAACCGGAUUCUCGAGCAACAGUGAAACGAUAGCCGUAGCGUCACAGUUGAAAAGGAUACAGAGGAGUUUGAGAGGAUUACCACCAUUAUCGACACUGGAAGCUCCCGAGACAAUGAACAACGGCGAAGAAGCUAAGCAAUAG